Molecule: messenger RNA, 1305 nt
Organism: Amaranthus tricolor (Joseph's coat)
Lineage: Eukaryota; Viridiplantae; Streptophyta; Magnoliopsida; Caryophyllales; Amaranthaceae
Product: protein GOS9-like
Exons: 4
Coding region: 54-776 (240 amino acids)
Source: RefSeq, a predicted model, not a curated record
UUUUUAUUUAUUAUCUUCUAAUUCUAAUAAUUUAACCUAAAACAAAACUCAUUAUGAUCUUUUUCAAUUUACAAACUCAACAGAAAAAAAUGGCUAAAGAUCUGGAGAAGCACGGACCGUACGGUUCCUCGGAAGGUGAAAAGUGGUGCCUAAUGCUUGAUCAUGGUGGGCGUAUAAGCGAAGUGAUUAUAAAGAGUGGAUCAGUUAUUGAUUCAAUUGCAUUCACUACAAUCAAGCCCACUGACUGUGGUUGUGGAUACUCUGCUACUCAUACAAAAUUUGGUGGCAAUGGAGGGAAACCCAACCUGAUUACAUUUCAAUGUGACGAGUACAUUACACAUUUUAGUGGAUCUCUUGGUCAAUGGGAUGGUCAACGAGUCGUGGCCAAAAUGAAGAUACAUACAAAUCUACGUCCAGAUGGAUAUGGAAGUUAUGGAAAUGGAGAUCACGUCCAUAACAUUACCAACUUUGAGUCACCACCUUUAUCUGAUGGUGGUGUUGUUGGACUAUUUGGAACGCACUCCAAAUAUCUACACUCAAUUGGAGUCUAUGGUCAAAAGAACCAGAUAAUUGAGAAGUAUGGGCCUUAUGGUUCACAAUGUGCAACAAACUGGAGUAUCAUGCUUGAAGAAUGUGAGAGCAUCAAAGAAGUAAUAAUAAGGCAUGCCAACAUUGUUGAUGGGAUUGGGUUCGUCAUUCUUGACGCAGGCGGCUGUAAUACCAUCAAAAACGUUAUUGGCGGCCUUGGAGGAAAAGUUUCCAAGGUAUUCCUAUAAUUUUCUUUCUAUUAAUUAGGAUUCAUAUUUUAACAUUAUUAAUUUUUAUGUUGAAUAAUUUAAUCUAUUCUAAAACUUUUCAUAUCAACUUUUCCAAUUCUUUAGUUAUCUUUAUUAAUUAAAAAUUUUAAAUCUUUUUAAAAAAAUUAAUUAAACUCAUAAAUAUUUCUUAAUAACCAUUUCCCUUUUUGCGCUAUUCACAAACAUAAUAUUCCUUCCAUCUAGGCAUGGCCACGGUCCGGGUUGGUCCGGUUCCGUUCCGGUUCCAUCCGGUUCCGGUUCCACCCGGUUCCGAUUCCAUUUGGAACCUGUCGCGAACGGUUCCGGUUCCGGUUCCGGUUCCGGGCGGUUCCAAACGGUUCCUUAGCGGUUCAUGAGGCGGUUCCGGCGGUUCCAACUCACGGGACGGGCGGGUCGGACCAUCGGUUCCAUUUUAAUUUUUUCUUUAAAUUUUUGUAUAAUAAAAAAAUACUAUAAUAUCGCGGACGUACCUUUGAUGAUUACUUGAUUAUUAGCGAAAUUCAUUGCA